Abrus precatorius (Indian licorice) is the source of this 1461-nucleotide messenger RNA. Its product is annotated as cyclin-D3-2-like. Gene Ontology annotation, cellular component: cytoplasm; cyclin-dependent protein kinase holoenzyme complex; nucleus. Gene Ontology annotation, molecular function: cyclin-dependent protein serine/threonine kinase regulator activity. The record is from RefSeq and is a predicted model, not a curated record. The transcript has 4 exons. NCBI's taxonomy places the organism in Eukaryota, Viridiplantae, Streptophyta, Magnoliopsida, Fabales, Fabaceae. The coding region runs from base 127 to 1257 and encodes 376 amino acids. Gene Ontology annotation, biological process: mitotic cell cycle phase transition; regulation of cyclin-dependent protein serine/threonine kinase activity.
GUCUCUCUCUCUCAUUAUCUCACUCCGAGUCUAGUGAGAGAAACGUAUGCAGAGUUGAAAAUGGCUCUGCUCACUCCCUCUUCGCUAUAAUGAAGAAACUUUUCUUCCUCAUCUUCUUUCAAGAAGAUGGCUCUCAGAGAACAACCUCACGAUGCACACAACCACUCUCCCUCGUUCAUCGAUACCCUCCUCUGUAAAGAGCAAGAUACCUUCGAGGAUGAUUUUGAUGCCAAUGGUUUUGAGUCUGAACCCAAUAAAGAUGGCGACCCCUCUGCCAGAAAGUUGCAAUCUUUGCCCUUGGUUUUACUCCACAAUGACUUGUUCUGGGAAGAUGAAGAGCUUGUUUCCUUAAUCUCCAAAGAGGGAGAGACCCAUUUGUGUUCUCGCAAUCUCAUUGUUGAUGGGCCCUUAAAUGGGCCUCGUGUUGAGGCUGUGAACUGGAUUUCUAAAGUUUGUGGGCACUAUGGGUUCUCUGCUUUGACCACUGUUCUUGCUGUUAACUACUUUGAUAGGUUCAUCCCCAGCUUGAAGUUUCAGAGAGACAAGCCGUGGAUGACUCAGCUCGCUGCAGUUGCUUGUUUAUCCCUUGCUGCCAAAACGGAAGAGACCCAUGUGCCACUUCUUUUAGACCUCCAAGUGGAGGAAUCAAAGUUUGUGUUUGAAGCUAAGACCAUUCAGAGAAUGGAGCUACUAGUGUUGUCAACUCUUAAGUGGAGGUUGCAUCCGGUGACCCCAAUUUCCUUCUUUGAACACAUUGUUAGAAGGCUUGGUCUAAAGAGUCGCUUGCACUGGGAGUUUCUAUGGCGUUGUGAGCGAGUUCUUCUCAAUGUCAUUGCAGAUUCAAGGGUUAUGAGUUAUCUUCCUUCUACAUUAGCUGCUGCUACAAUGAUCCAUGUUAUUAAAGAGAUUGAACCGUUUAAUGCUACCGAGUACAUUGAUCAACUUCUGGGUUUACUAAAGAUUAGCGAGGAACAAGUGAACCAGUGCUACGAACUCAUGCAGCAACUAUUUGGUUGUUGUGAAGGCAUUUACAGUCUUCACCCGAAGCGGAAGCGUCUAUCUGAACCUGGUAGCCCAGGAGGUGUCAUCGAUGCAUCUUUCAGUUGUGAUGACAGCUCAAAUGAUUCAUGGACAAUGGCAUCAUCGGUCUCACUUUCACUGGAGCCUCUAUUUAAGAGGAGGAGAGCUCAGGACCAGCAAAUGCGAUUGCCUUCUGUUAAUCGUGUGUCAAUUGAUGUUCUUAAUAGCCCUCGUUAAUAACGAUCUUAGUUUUCACUUCAAACGCGGUAGCUUUCUUUCACAUAAAUCUGGCAGUUAUGUUAUUCAAUUAUGUUCUUAGUUAUAUACAUUUCUAGCCAAAAUUUGACAAUUAAUGAGGCAGACUGAGAUACCCUCAUCCGCUGCGUCGUUUGAGGUGGAAAAGGGAUCUUAUAAUGAGUAGAAAGAUGAGUUAUAAACUGG